AUCGGCUCGCACGGGAUGUUGCUACUUGCUAGGCCCCAUGUUGACGCUGUAAAGGUGGUGUUCAUGACUAAAAAACUACAGCAUACCACAGAGUCGUGGGGCCCCUGGGAUGCUUCAUGUUCAAGACGGCUAGAAUUCAAGAACGGCAGAGUUUUUCGGCUUUUCCGGGAUGGUCUCCCUUUUGGCGGUUCUCGGGGCGAGAUGCUUCGCUUCUCGGAUUCAUGGCUGAUUCCCAGCGUCUAUCCAUACUAGCCGACUGCGAAGGUUGACGAUAUCCACACUUCGAACGCCUGUCACAUCUGGAAUCUGUCUCUUCAAUUUGAGACUGCGUUCGACCCGCUGGAUCCGGUUUUGGUCCUGUCUCUGUCUCGGUCUGGCCAGCCCAUUACCUUAUGUGCUCAUGUAUACUACAAAGUGUACGCGUCGCUCUAGUAUGUCUCGGGUUGAAGGCUUGGUCUAGGCUGUUGAAGAUCAUUGGCGGGCCGUCAUCCAAUUGCAAGGGCGAUGCUACUACGAAUGAGAUAAUUGAUGAGAGGCAAUGCAGCCAUGGGCACGUCUUUCUCCAUCGAGUUUCGUGUAGAGUUGUUCUUCCCGCUGUCAGGUUUUUUGUGGAUUUGCACGGUCCCGGGCGUUUCCCCUGAUCAUGUCAGGGUUUCCUCAGACCGUGGAGAGACCUACUUGCUAGAAAUACAGCAUCACUUUUUUGUAGUAAUGGUAGAUAGCUGCUGCGUCUAAGGAGGCAAUUAGCGACUGGUAAUUGUGUAGGUAGUCAGUGUGUGUAUAAUAGCGCAGUCGGUGCGAUUCUUCCAGUCACCAGUUUUCACCAUGUUGACGACGGACUCUAGGUCGUUUAGGACUAGAUGUCUAGUCAGUCUGGUGCUCAGAGCUCUCAACCCGGUCACAUUAUGUCAUUGCCUGCUUCAUCGACGCAUUGUCUGACGGGUAGCGCCGACGACAAUCAUAGCGGCGGCUUUUAAGCUGUCGACGAUCGGACGAUUUCGACGGAAAUCUA
This is a messenger RNA of Colletotrichum phormii, 1012 nucleotides long. RefSeq lists its product as uncharacterized. The transcript has a single exon. NCBI's taxonomy places the organism in Eukaryota, Fungi, Ascomycota, Sordariomycetes, Glomerellales, Glomerellaceae. The record is from RefSeq and is a predicted model, not a curated record. Bases 393 to 641 code for a protein of 82 amino acids.